This is a messenger RNA of Linum tenue, 1323 nucleotides long. The record is from the annotation of a GenBank genome assembly. Lineage: Eukaryota; Viridiplantae; Streptophyta; Magnoliopsida; Malpighiales; Linaceae.
AUGGAGACCCGUAGCAAACGACGUCGAAGGUUGUCGGAAGCAAACCACAUCGACAAACUCGGAGACGAUCUCCUCGUAGAAAUUCUGAUCCGGUGCCUCCCGAACCCUAGAUCCGCCUGUCGCUGCAAAACCGUCUGCAAGCGUUGGAGGCGCCUGAUCUCCAGUCCCAACUUCAAUCUCAGUUUCAUUUCUCACCACCGGAGCAUGAACGAGGGGUCGUCAUCACGGCCUCUGCUCAUUGAUUACACGCACGACGUGCAAUCGAUCAUCAGCUUCAUGCCCGCCGCGGCCAUGGACGCUCGAGGCCAUUUCAAAGUUUUGGAUAGCUUCAAGGACUUGCUUCUGUGCGGGUUCGUGGGCCAGGCUUACAACAGCGAGCUCAGCAGGACGUUCGUGGUCUGCAAUCCGUUUACGAAGCAAUGGUUGGCCCUCCCUCUGGCGCCUGAAAGGGCGAUGGAGUAUGGACCUACAAGGGGAUGGGCGGCGAGGUUAGUUUGCGAACCCCGUAUCUCUCAUGAUCUUGAUUUAGGAGAUCAUGACGAUGAUAAAACAUUCGUUUAUUCCGAGUAUCGGUUUCGAGUGGUGAUACUGUACCAACAUGAGAGGUCUGCAAAGCUAGAUCGGUUUUGCUCCGAGUCUGGAGAAUGGACAGGGGGGGCUCUUGUUCUCGACGGCAUCAUCUUUAAGAAAAAUGCAGUUUCGUGCAACGACGAGUUGUUUUGGGUUUAUGCUAGAGAUGAUGAUGAUGGCAAGGAUACUCCUAUAUUGGUUGCAUUUAAUCCAUUCCGGCUAGAUUUAUCUCUCAUUUCCAUUGAUUCUUCUAUGCUCGCUGAGAAUCCAAAAUGGAAUAUUUCGGUCUCGCAAGGUGCUCUGCACAUAGUUGCAUUCAGAAAGAUCUCUGCUCCUCCUGCACCUGAUGAUUGUUCAGGGGAUCUGGUCUCCAGUACUGUUUGGAGGCUCGAACCGGACCGUAAAUCUUGGAGUAAAGAAUUUGAAGGGUUGAUGAAGAAAGCUAAAUAUGAUCCUAUGAAAUGCACAUUUAUCGGUCUGCAUCCAGAGAAGACGGAAAUUGCAUUCUUCAACUAUCGUCAUGAUGUUGUAGCUAUGCCUAUGUCGUCCACUUUCUUGUCCUGCGAUUUGAGGAGGGGAGAGCUAGAGCUCUUCGCUGAACUAAAACUAUCUCAUCCUUGUUUUAAGGUACUCCGACCUAGGUUCGUCUGUUGGCCUACUCCGAUCCAUAGGUACGAGGAAUUGCGAAGUAUGUACAAUAAUGGAACUGAUGAGAGAGGUUUAGUUCAGGGCACCGAGGCAACACACCAGUAA